This is a messenger RNA of Bombina bombina (fire-bellied toad), 978 nucleotides long. RefSeq names its product BarH like homeobox 1 (gene BARHL1). Gene Ontology annotation, cellular component: nucleus. Gene Ontology annotation, biological process: regulation of transcription by RNA polymerase II. The record is from RefSeq and is a predicted model, not a curated record. Bases 1 to 978 code for a protein of 325 amino acids. The transcript is spliced from 3 exons. NCBI's taxonomy places the organism in Eukaryota, Metazoa, Chordata, Amphibia, Anura, Bombinatoridae. Gene Ontology annotation, molecular function: RNA polymerase II transcription regulatory region sequence-specific DNA binding; DNA-binding transcription factor activity, RNA polymerase II-specific.
AUGGAAACAUCUAACGGUUUUGGAAUUGACACUAUCCUGUCCCACAGAGCUGGGAGCCCAGGGCUUGUGCAAGGUGACCCAUUGAUGGGGGACAACAGGUCACCCCUGGAGCUCAGCCCAAGGUCUGAAGACAGCAGUGGGUGCUCUUCACCCCCAUCCCCAGCAAGGGAGUGCAUGGACUCAGUCAGCAGCAGACAAGGAGUAGCCAUGGCCAUAGAGUCCCAUCACCAGCCAGGAGUCCAGCUCUCUGCCCCAUCUCAAUCCAGAACUGUCACAUCCUCAUUUUUGAUCAGGGACAUUUUAGCGGACUGCAAACCAUUGGCCACCUGCGCGCCCUAUUCCAGUAACGGGCAACCAGCACAAGAUUUGGGCCACUGCUUAUCCAGUAAACCCGGGGAGGACUUUAGGGACAAACUGGAAAAAAGCAGUAGCUCUUCUUCUUCAGAAUCAGAAUAUAAAGUAAAAGAAGAAGGGGACAGAGAGAUCUCUAGUUCCAGGGACAGCCCCCCAGUGAGGCUGAAGAAGCCCAGGAAAGCCCGCACCGCGUUCACAGAUCAUCAGCUGGCGCAGCUGGAGAGGAGCUUUGAGAGGCAGAAAUAUCUGAGUGUGCAGGACAGGAUGGAGUUGGCAGCUUCACUUAAUCUUACAGACACUCAAGUCAAAACCUGGUACCAGAACAGGAGGACUAAGUGGAAAAGACAAACUGCAGUGGGACUUGAGCUGUUGGCAGAGGCCGGGAAUUAUUCUGCCUUACAGAGGAUGUUCCCCUCUCCUUACUUCUACCCACAAAGUUUGGUGUCCAACCUGGAUCCUGGUGCUGCCCUCUAUCUAUACAGGGGACCAACUGCACCACCCCCAGCAUUGCAGAGACCUCUGGUUCCAAGGAUCCUCAUCCAUGGACUUCAGGGGGGCACAGAGCCUCCUCCCACACUACCCCCUUUAACAGGUGUCUUACCCAGGUCGGCACAACCACGAUGA